GCAGUGAAGCUAACUCGGCCGUGGGGUGGUUUCUGGCUCAAUUUGUUUCAGCAAACUAAUAGAACAGCAAUGACAGACUCCGAGGAUCAAAAGAAUAAUGUUGAAACUAAAAGUGAUAAGAAAGAUGAUAGGCGAUCUGGAGUCUGUUUGGUAAAGCCAGAAUAUAUAAUAGAGGACAGUGUGAGGUCUAAUGAGAAUGGUACAAAUGGAAAGGGAAAAGAUACAGAAAAGACUGAAACUGAUGCUGAUGCAGCUGAGGAUGGUGAACCCCCAAAGAAGAAAUUCAAGGAAAAUAAAAAAGACAAGCCAAGAGGUCAAAAUAAAGGCAGAUCGGUACCUUUCAAAACUCAACGAGAACACAAUCUUUGCCCAUGGAUAGCAGAUCUAACUGUUGAGGAAGUUGAAAAGAAGUGUUCGAAUAAUAAUUGUCAUUUUAUACAUGAUCGUGCAGAAUAUUUGAAAAUAAAACCAGAUGAUAUAGGGACUGAGUGCUAUGUUUUCGAACUCACAGGAAAAUGCCCAAGAGGCGCAGCUUGUAGGAUGGGAUCUAAACACACAACGCCAGAUGGCUUUAAUAUCAUUGACAAAGAGAAAUUUGAGGCUUAUACAAAACUUCCACCAUCCACCAAAAAUCAAAUCAGUAGAGAACUUUCAGAGAAGUUAAAGAAGUAUAAGUAUAACUUUGCUAAAGCUGAAAAGAUCGCCAAGAAACAUAAUUGGAAAUCAAAUGAACUGUUUGAUAAGUCAAAAUCACAAAACCCUACAAAAACUCCAGAAACUACUCAAAUUCCAGAUAAAUCAGAAACUCCACAAACUCCAGAAAAAUCUGACACUUUACAAACUCCAGAGAAGCCUAAAGAGGAAAAAGUUGGACCGAUUCUGGACACAGACGAGAUCAAACUCCAUCCAGACGAAAAGAAAAAGAUAGACUGGAAGGAUAAGAUAAUGUUAGCUCCACUGACGACCGUCGGUAAUCUUCCAUUUCGUAGAAUUUGCAAGGAAUUUGGCGCGGACAUCACCUGCGGUGAGAUGGCACUUGCUCCUAGGCUUCUCAAAGGCGUGAGAGAAGAAUGGGCUCUCGUCAAACGGCACGAGUCUGAAGACUUGUUUGGUGUGCAGAUAGCUGGUAACAAUCCUGGUGUACUGACGAGGUGCUGUCAGUUAUUAAACGACGAAACUGAGGUGGAUUUUGUUGAUCUCAAUGUUGGAUGCCCUAUUGAUUUGGUGUACAAGCAAGGAGGUGGCUGUGGAAUGUUAAACAGGUUGAACAUUUUGGAAUCUGUAGUAAAAUCGGCGACGGAGGUGCUGGACAUCCCGUUUACUGUUAAGACAAGGACUGGUGUCUAUGCGGAUAAACCGAUCGCGCAUAAGCUGAUGUCUAAGUUUAAAGAUUGGGGAGCUUCUAUGAUCAACAUUCACGGCAGAUCCAGGGAACAGAGAUAUACCAAACUAGCUGACUGGGAUUACAUCGAGAAGUGUGCCCAGGUAGCUAGUCCAAUCCCUGUCUAUGGAACUGGUGAUAUUCUCUCCUGGGAUGACUACCAGCGAGUUCGAAAGACCUACCCAACGGUCCAGGGUGUGAGCAUCGCACGUGGUGCUCUGAUCAAGCCUUGGAUCUUCCAGGAAAUAAAGGAACAGAAACUGAUUGACAUCUCGUCUAAUGAGAGAUUCGACAUCCUCAAGAGGUUUGCCAAGUAUGGUCUGGAGCACUGGGGUUCCGACACUAGGGGAGUCGAGACCACCAGGCGAUUCAUGCUCGAGUGGAUAUCGUUCCUAUAUAGGUAUGUUCCGGUUGGUAUCCUGGUCGAGCCGCCCCAGAGGAUGAACAACAGACCGCCGUAUUACAGAGGUCGUGACGACCUAGAAACGCUUAUGGCUAGCUCAAAUUGCGCCGAUUGGAUCAAGCUAUCGGAAAUGCUGCUGGGAAAAGUGCCUGACGGUUUCAACUUCCUCCCCAAGCAUAAGGCCAACGCGUGGAAGUAAAAGCCUGUAUGCAAAUUCAGUGCAAAGUAUGUUCGUUCGUAUUUUUAUUACCAAACGAGGAGAGACAAAAAAUAAGAAUAAAUAAUUAUUUAUAUAUUACAUAAAUUACAAAUUAACGAAUUUAAUAAUACAUUGAUCAGUUUAACCGCUUUCUCGUCGCUCGACUACUUUUUCAUUUAAUACUGGGCUUCUUCGAUAUAAUUGCGUUUCUUCCGCGCGAAGAAUGUCAGUAGUGAAUGGACACGUCGCCUAGAGAGGAGACAGGCCACAUGCAAUCGCAGCCGCUGGCCACAACCUUGGUCACCGGCUCCCAGCACUCGCCGUCCCAGCGCCUACGUACCAAAAAGAGCGUGCGACUCCGCUGCACGCAGUGGAAGCUUGGGUGGGCACACUUCUAAUUGGAGCAAAGAAACAAGUUUAUUUUUAAUUAGUUGAAAUCGAGUAUUUCGGUGUUUAAGAGGCUGACAGAUAUUUUGGGACAGUCGUUGUAUGCGAUAUAGCUAAUUGUUGAAAUUUAGUUUGAAAAAAUUAUUUUUCUCUAAAAACAAGUUCUAAAUCUCUGGACGUCUAAUCACCUCGGUUACGCGACGUUCGUUUUUUUCUCAUUAACUACAAAAGUAUUAUUAUGUUCGUUUGAAAAUUAUGUAAAUAUGCAUAAAAACAUCCAGUAAGAAAAAAUCAUUUGUAUUACUUCAACAGUAUGUUUUAAUAAAAAAGGACACAGAAGAAAUAAAAAA
Molecule: messenger RNA, 2720 nt
Organism: Nasonia vitripennis (jewel wasp)
Lineage: Eukaryota; Metazoa; Arthropoda; Insecta; Hymenoptera; Pteromalidae
Gene: Dus3
Product: tRNA-dihydrouridine(47) synthase [NAD(P)(+)]-like
Exons: 6
Coding region: 70-1983 (637 amino acids)
Biological process (GO): tRNA processing
Molecular function (GO): RNA binding; metal ion binding; flavin adenine dinucleotide binding
Source: RefSeq, a predicted model, not a curated record